AUGUGGGACUCCAUUGAAGAUAUUUCCAUAGAACCUAUUGUUCAUUAUGUGCCAAAUGUGUAUCAGCAUAUCCUUGCUUUGGUGUUUGCUGUCAAAGAGAUCAAUAAGAACCCUGAGCUCUUACCGAAUAUCACUUUGGGUUUCCACAUUGUGAACAACUACUUCCCUGCAAAGAUAACCUAUAAGGCAAUCCUGAGCUUACUUUCUACACAGCAGAAGUUUGUUCCGAACUUUACCUGUGAUUUAAAGAAAACACUUAUUGCUGCCAUUGGAGGACGUAUGACGGAAACUUCAUUCACCAUGGCCACAGUUCUUGCCAACUACAAGAUUCCACAGCUGACCUUUGGAACAUUUUCUCCAAUACAUGGUGAGAAAAAUGUAUUUCCAUCUUUGUACCAGAUGGUCCCAAAUGAAAUGCAUCAAUUCACUGGGGUUAUUCGAUUACUUCAGCAUUUUAGAUGGAUAUGGAUUGGUAUCUUGGCUGUGGAUGAUGACUAUGGGGACAUGUUUUUGCAGAAAAUUGAACCGUUGCUUUCUGAAAACAGUAUUUGUUACGCUUUCAUACUUAGAACACCACCAAAGGCAUAUCUGGAUGAAUAUAUACAGUUGAUUACAGUGGAGUUAAAAUAUGAUCAACUCUUUAAAGAGGAUAAAGUCAAAGUGUGUUUAAUCUAUGGACUGAGUCCAGCCAUGGAAAAUCUGAGAAUGAUUGUCUUUGUAGCAUCUGUUUUUUCUUGGACUCCUUUGGGUAAAGUGUGGAUUGUUACAUCCCAUUGGAAUUUUGAAUCAUUGUCCAUUCAGAGACUUUGGGAUAUACAGACUUUCCAUGGUGCUAUAUCAUUCACAGUUCGUUCAAAAGAACCACCUGGAUUCCAAGAAUUUCUUCAGACUAUAAGGCCAUCCUGGGCAAAAGAAGACAAUUUUAUUCAGAAUUUUUGGGAACAGGCAUUUGACUGCCCAUUACACAUUUCCAGUAUAAAUGAAGAUAACCAGUUUAACUCUUUCUUGAAAAGCAUCGUAUUCAACAACAGUAUGGGAGACACUAUUACAUUUAAUGAAAAUAGAGAACUGAUUACGGGUUUUGAUGUUGCAAACUGGAUUACCUUCCACAAUAAUUCCUUUUCUCGAGUCAAAGUUGGAACAUUGGAACCUCGGGCUUCACCAGGCAGAGAAUUAACUCUUAAUGACAAUCAAAUUGUAUGGCACAGAAGCUUUAACCAGGGUCUUCCUAUUUCUUUGUGUAAUGACCACUGCUCUCCAGGCUCCAGGAGAAAGAAGAAGGAAGGAGAGAAAUUUUGUUGCUAUGAUUGUGUGCCAUGUUCAGAAGGACAGAUCUCUGCUGAAACAAAUAUGGAUGUCUGCAUGAAAUGUCCAGAAAAUGAAUAUCCCAACAAUAUCCAAAAUCAAUGUAUUCCCAAAGUGUUAACCUAUCUUUCUUAUAAUGAACCUUUGGGAAUCCUCUUUGUUACAUUGGCUAUUGUUUUCUCUUUGAUUACAGUCUUCGUGCUUGGAAUAUUUUGGAGGCACCAAGAGACUCCAAUUGUCAAAGCCAAUAACUGGAGUCUUACUUGUAUCCUCCUCCUUUCCCUUCUUCUCUGCUUCCUCUGCUCCUUCCUCUUCAUGGGAAGACCUGAAAAGAUGACCUGCCUUCUUCGACAAACAACUUUUGGCAUUAUCUUCUCAGUGGCCCUUUCAUCUGUAUUGGCAAAAACCAUGACUGUCAUUCUGGCAUUUAUGGCAACCAAACCAGGCUCUGGAAUGAGGAAAUGGGUAGGGAAAGGACUGGCCAAUUCUAUUGUCCUUUUGGGUUCCUUCAUCCAGGUGGGAAUUUGCACUGUUUGGCUGAAUACCUCUCCCCCUUUCCCAGAUAGAGAUAGGCACUCACUGAAGGGAGAAAUCAUAAUGGAAUGCAAUGAGGGCUCAGUGAUCAUGUUUUACUGUGUCCUGGGUUACAUGGGCUUCCUGGCUAGUGUUAGCUUUAAUAUUGCUUUCCAAGCCAGGAAGCUGCCCAGUAGUUUCAAUGAGGCCAAGUUCAUCACUUUCAGCAUGUUGGUCUUUUGCAGCGUCUGGCUUUCAUUUGUUCCAACCUACCUAAGCACCAAAGGGAAAUACAUGGUAGCUGUGGAGAUCUUCUCUAUCUUAUCCUCCAGUGCUGGUUUACUGGGGUGUAUAUUUUUUCCCAAAUGCUAUAUCAUUCUAUUGAGGCCUGAGAUGAAUUGGUAUUACAGAUAUCGUCCAGGAAAUAUUAUCAUUGGGGCAAUAAUCUCUCAAGUCUUUGUUUUUCACAACAGCCCUUCCUUCACAGAAGAUCCCUCUCGGAUGUUGAUCAAUGAAGUGAUUUCUGUGCUUAAGUUGUAUCAGUACAUCCUUGCUUUGGUGUUUGCUGUCAAGGAGAUCAGUAGGAAUCCUGAGCUCUUGCCGAAUAUCACAUUGGGCUUCCAUAUUCUGAACAACUACAUUAUUGCAAGGAUAAGCUAUAAGGCAAUGUUGAGCUUACUUUCUACACAGCAGACGUUUGUUCCCAACUUUACCUGUGAUUUUAAAAAAUCUUUAUUGCUGACAUUGGAGGAUGUUUGA
Messenger RNA from Crotalus tigris (Tiger rattlesnake), 2577 nucleotides. Its product is annotated as vomeronasal type-2 receptor 26-like. The coding region runs from base 1 to 2577 and encodes 858 amino acids. Gene Ontology annotation, cellular component: membrane. The record is from RefSeq and is a predicted model, not a curated record. NCBI's taxonomy places the organism in Eukaryota, Metazoa, Chordata, Lepidosauria, Squamata, Viperidae. Gene Ontology annotation, molecular function: G protein-coupled receptor activity. Gene Ontology annotation, biological process: G protein-coupled receptor signaling pathway. The transcript has 9 exons.